Molecule: messenger RNA, 1164 nt
Organism: Populus trichocarpa (black cottonwood)
Lineage: Eukaryota; Viridiplantae; Streptophyta; Magnoliopsida; Malpighiales; Salicaceae
Product: basic blue protein-like
Exons: 2
Coding region: 497-877 (126 amino acids)
Cellular component (GO): plasma membrane
Molecular function (GO): electron transfer activity
Source: RefSeq, a predicted model, not a curated record
ACCCUUAAAUUUAAGUGGAUGGAGGUACACAGGUCCGUUCACUGUUCACUGGUGGCCAACUGAUCAUACCCGUGAAAUUUUUUUUGUCACCUUUUUAUUUAGUGCAACCACCACGCUACCAUUUCACUGGCCAAAACUUUUUCUACUUGUUGCUGCUCAUGCUAUGUAAUCAAGUGUCCUUAUACAGUCCAAAGGACACCCUUUAUAGUCCACCCAGCUUCAUGUUCUUUAAUGGCAGGUUAUCAUAUCCUCAACACUGAAAGCCCAAGUUAGUGCCUAUAAUGGGGUUGUUGGCGUCACCUUUACUCAAUGCACAUCUUUUGUAGUCACCGUUUUGUCUUCAUGUUUUGUCAUUUUUCAAAAAAAUAUAGGACCCCUCAAAUUCUUUAUUUCAGUAAAUCUCUUAUAAAAGGCUAUGUUUUUUCUUGCUUUGUAUCCUCACAUCAAUCUUCUCACUCAAAACUUCAGCUUUCUUUUUUACAAGCAAUAGUUAAACAUGGUUCAGGGAAGGGGCAGUGCAGAUCUAGUGAUGGUUAAUGUGGCUGCACUCCUGUGCUUAAUGGUUCUCACUGGGCACGUUCACGCAGCAACUUACACAGUCGGCGGCUCUGGUGGUUGGACCCUUAAUAUGGAUAGUUGGCCGAAAGGCAAGCGCUUUAAAGCUGGUGACACCCUAGUAUUCACUUAUGAUCCAACGAUCCACAAUGUGGUGGCCGUGAACAGAGGAGGGUACAGCAGUUGCAUCACUCCAGCGGGUGCAAAAGUUUAUAAAUCAGGAAAAGAUCAGAUAAAAUUAUCAAAGGGACAAAACUUCUUCAUUUGCAAUGUUGCAGGACACUGUGAAUCUGGGAUGAAGAUUGCUAUUAAUGCUGCUUGAACCUUCGGCUUAAGGUUAUCUUUCUUGUAAUAUCCCUGUAUUAGUAGAUUGUGCUACAUGUGUUCAUGUGAGGCUAGCGUUUUCUAGAGUGAUGAUGGGACUGGAAAUAAAACCUGGAUGUUUGUUGUCCUGGAAAAAUCUCGAGUGCUGUCAAACCUUGUUUAAGGUGGAGUCGCUAUCGCCAGUGUUAAAGAUUUAAACAGAAAUGUGGGCUACUAGAUAUUAUGGCCUUAUGGGCCUGCCUUGUUCCUUCGUUUUUUUUUUAUUUAAAAAAUACUGAUUUGACA